Messenger RNA from Saprolegnia parasitica CBS 223.65, 1334 nucleotides. RefSeq lists its product as hypothetical. Gene Ontology annotation, molecular function: protein binding. The record is from RefSeq and is a predicted model, not a curated record. The transcript is spliced from 10 exons. Lineage: Eukaryota; Oomycota; Saprolegniomycetes; Saprolegniales; Saprolegniaceae. The annotation marks the transcript as partial.
AGAUGGCCAGAAUCGACGAAAUGCGCGUGUCGGAGCCGCACAAGGAGCUCGCGGUCGCCAACGAAAAGUACGUCAAGAACUGCACCGAGCUUGUGCUGGCGCACCGCGAGAUCGAUGUGCUCGGCAAUUUUGAACCGUUUGUGAGCCUCGAGGUGCUCUGGAUCAACGACAACAAUAUUGAAAAACUCACGGGUCUCGACACGUGCUUCCGCAUCAAGUACUUGUUUGCGCAAAACAACCGCAUCUCGACGGUCGAUGGAUCGCUUCUGCACUUCACGUUUUUACGCGAACUUCGACUCUUCAACAACCGUCUCCAGGACCUGCACGCGACGCUCCGAACGCUCUCCAAGCUUUUGCACUUGCACGAUUUGGAUUUGUUUGGCAAUCCGCUGGCCGAAGAGGAAAACUACCGUCUGCACGUGAUUGCAGCAAUUCCGUCGCUCGAGGUGUUUGAUCGCCACGUCAUCACCCCCGACGAGCGCAUCGCCGCCAAAAAGCUACACCUGCGGCGUCCCGACCACGCAGCCAAAGCCAGCAACAACCACCAGUUGACAAAAGAGCCACAGCCGCACGAAUGGUCGGGCACCGUCAAGAUGCUAAUGAAGGAAGUGUCGGUGAUCGAACGACGCCACAAGGCCCAAGAAGAGGCCGAACGAAAGAAGCAAUUUCAAAUGACCGACGCGUCGUUUACGAGUCAAACGAAUGCGAGCAACCGCGCGAUUGCGAUUGCUCAGAACGCAACGGUCAUGGACGAGUGGGAUCUCUGCCAUUUGCGCAAAGCCUUUCGGGCGGCUGACCCCCGCAAACGCGGAGGUAUUUUUGCAACCCUUUUCGGGCACAUUAUCUCGGAAAUGCUCGACCAUGGGCAGCAGCUCGUCUUCAACGAUUAUGUUCUCGACGAAGAAAGCAGUUUUUCCGAGCUACUCGCACACAUUACGCGGCCCAUGACCGCCGCCGAGAUCGAUCAAGAAGAUGUCGACCCGCCUACCACGAGCCUUGUGACGUGGGCGCUCUUCUCACAGGACUUGAUCAAACAAAUGCACGCGCUAUCCCAAAAAGCAUACCACCUGCAAAGCCUUUGUGACCAGCGCAGCUCGGGACGCAGCUCGUUUGCACACAUUGCUGCGGCCGAAGCCAAGUCCCCUGCCCGCGACGCGAUCACGGUGUUUAGCUACACCAAAGUAUGUCCGUCCAAGGACGAAAUGGGCCAGAACGAUCCGAGCCAGCUCCUCGCCAAGAAAUACGCCAUCAAAGACAGGGAUUUCCAAUCGUACUUGAAAGCCAAAGACGCGCGGCGGCCGGUCAAAGUCACAAAAGACGUGUUGACGUUGUAG